AUGAAUUGUUCUUGCAUACAACCAAGUGGGCUAGAUUUUCGCCCGAUACCAUACGCAGCAAGCAUUCUAUCAGCAGAGGGCCAAACUCUAAAGCCAACGGCGUUGCGUGGCCCUGAUACCAAAAAAGUGCAAAAGGUAUUCUUUCCGGGUCGAGAAUCGUCGGAUUAUCUCGCCGUGAUGCCCAAGACCGGCGGCCGCUGUCGGCACCGCAGGUGCUUCACCACACUGUAUCGGUGGAGUCUUUCUAGCGCCCCUACAGCGCGCCGAUGA
Akanthomyces muscarius is the source of this 270-nucleotide messenger RNA. RefSeq lists its product as uncharacterized. NCBI's taxonomy places the organism in Eukaryota, Fungi, Ascomycota, Sordariomycetes, Hypocreales, Cordycipitaceae. The transcript is spliced from 2 exons. The coding region runs from base 1 to 270 and encodes 89 amino acids. The record is from RefSeq and is a predicted model, not a curated record.